Pyrus x bretschneideri (Chinese white pear) is the source of this 2137-nucleotide messenger RNA. Its product is annotated as magnesium transporter MRS2-3. The transcript has 6 exons. The record is from RefSeq and is a predicted model, not a curated record. Lineage: Eukaryota; Viridiplantae; Streptophyta; Magnoliopsida; Rosales; Rosaceae. Gene Ontology annotation, biological process: magnesium ion transport. Bases 215 to 1693 code for a protein of 492 amino acids. Gene Ontology annotation, molecular function: magnesium ion transmembrane transporter activity.
CUAAUAAUACCUCACUGAAUUUUGGGCUCACUGCAAAAUCUCUCCCCUAGUUGAGUCUGGGAUAUUAAUCUUGUCUACCAUCUCUGAUCUCAUCUUUAAUUCUUUAUGACAAAAUUAGAGCAAAACUUGAACACAGCAAAUCAUCCCAGCUCUUACAAAACAGAGAGGGAUUCAGGAGAGGUUGACCUGCAAAUCCCAAUUCCCAACCGCCGUGAUGAGAAUCCCUCAUCCCAAUCACCACCCAUCCAAGUCGGCCACAGUCCCAGCGGAGGACGACUCUGACCCGAUCCGACCCACAAUGCCCGGCCUCGGCAUGUCGGUGGCCGGCGGGCUGCGGAAGAAGGGGCUUGGCGUAAGGCCAUGGCUGCUUCUGGACUCCAGCGGGCAAGCCCAGGUUGUAGAGGCCGGCAAGCACGCCAUCAUGCGGCGGACCGGUCUACCCGCUCGGGACCUUCGUAUCCUGGAUCCGCUUCUUUCGUACCCAUCUACGGUGCUGGGUCGAGAGCGAGCUAUCGUGAUCAACUUGGAGCACAUCAAGGCCAUCAUCACCGCCCAUGAGGUCCUGCUGCUCAAUUCCCGAGACCCGUCUGUCACACCAUUUAUUGAGGAGCUUCAGCGGCGGCUUUUGCGCCACCACCAAGCCACCACCAAACCCGUGAAAAUCCAGGAGAAGGAGGGCAAUGACAAUGAAUCAAAUUGGUAUGAAAUGGAAGAAGCAGAGGCAGAUGCACAAGUGAGAAGAGCUGCUGGUGGAAAUGGGGAAGGUGGGGCAACAGAGAAGCAAGGUUUGGAGGAGAAUCGUGAUGGUUUGAAGGUUCUGCCUUUUGAGUUUGUUGCAUUGGAGGCAUGCCUUGAGGCUGCUUGCAGUGUCUUAGAGAAUGAAGCAAAAACAUUGGAGCAAGAAGCUCAUCCAGCUUUAGAUAAGCUCACUUCAAAGAUUAGUACUCUCAAUUUGGAACGCGUGCGCCAAAUCAAGAGUCGCUUGGUUGCAAUUACCGGCCGUGUUCAGAAGGUGAGGGAUGAACUAGAACACUUGCUUGAUGAUGAUGAAGAUAUGGCUGAAAUGUAUCUAACUGACAAGUUGGUUCAGCAACAUCUUGAAAAUUCGUCCACUUCGUCCUUGGGUGAGAGAGAUGACAUGGAUCCUGAAGCUCCAGGAUCAGACAUGGAUGACAUGGGUCCCACUGAAAUCUCAAUGGAAGCUGGUGGGGAUCACUUGAAUUUUGAAGGUGAUCCUCAAAACACUGAUGACCCCCGGCAUCAAUUUCUUAGAAGGGACAGCCUUGGGACCGCUACUAGCUCCACGCAUAGUGCUGUAGGAAAGGAACUCGAUGUAGAAGAGCUUGAAAUGCUUUUGGAGGCAUAUUUUGUGCAAAUUGAUGGUACACUGAACAAGCUAUCCACGCUGAGGGAGUACGUCGACGACACAGAGGAUUACAUCAACAUAAUGUUGGAUGACAAACAGAACAAUCUCCUCCAAAUGGGGGUCAUGUUGACAACAGCAACCCUGGCUGUGAGUAGCUUUGUUGUUGUAGCUGGUGUCAUGGGCAUGAACAUCCAUAUUGACCUAUUUGAUAAAGAAAAAGCAGGGAUGCCACAAUUCCUGUGGACAGUUGGUGGCAGUACUGCCGGGACCAUAUUCCUAUAUGUGACUGCUAUCGGAUGGUGCAAGCAUAAGCGCUUGCUGGAGUAGUGAGGCGUGGCAGUUUAUCAUCAUGAACGCACCUAAAACUGAAGUGUGUGCUGCCUCUGGUAGAUGUACUUCGGCUAGACAAACACGACUCUGUACAGCUUCUUCGCUUACCCUAUGCAUGCAAUAAAUAUCAUCAUUUUCAUUGUACUUUAUGUUUGUAAGAGAAUAAUGUUUCAGGGUGUAGAGAUCCAAAAGGUGCGAUCCCUCCUCCUAUCAUCUGGAUUACUAGUCGAGGAAACGGUAGCUGAUAAGAAGAUUGGGGUCAAAGUUUGAGGAAUCUUAGGCGACCUGAAUUGGCAGAGCUCGAGUCACAAUGCAUCCGGUAUGCCAUUGUGAGUUUUGCAUGUAUAUAUGUAAAAACUUGAAUGUGGCCGGAGUUCCGUCUUACUGUGUUGGUGUUCAACAGUUUACGUGUAAUGGAGAAAGGCGAAUGUUCCUAUGGAA